This is a messenger RNA of Callorhinchus milii (elephant shark), 5615 nucleotides long. It is a transcript of the gene scaf11, whose product is annotated as SR-related CTD-associated factor 11. Gene Ontology annotation, molecular function: RNA binding. Lineage: Eukaryota; Metazoa; Chordata; Chondrichthyes; Chimaeriformes; Callorhinchidae. The coding region runs from base 238 to 4992 and encodes 1584 amino acids. Gene Ontology annotation, biological process: spliceosomal complex assembly. The transcript is spliced from 15 exons. The record is from RefSeq and is a predicted model, not a curated record.
GCAGAGUCCCCCCUCCCCCGCUCGCAGGCAGUUACUCGGCGACAUGUGGCGCUGAGACUCGGGCCGCGCCGUUUGCUGAAGUCGGGUCUCGGCGGAGUCGGGAUCUCGGGGUUGUUGUCGGCACAGAGUUGGGCUGAAGGCGCCGCGGGUUCGCGGUGAUGAGGUUCGGGCUGCGGUAGCGAGGCUCGGAGCCGCGGCCCCGGAGACGCAGUUUUGUUUUAUCAAUUGAAUGUAAAAAUGGGAGCCAGAGAGGUGACAAAGUCUGCAAAUAAAGAUGACGAUUUUGAAGGUGGGGAAGAUACACGAGAAAGAGAGAGUGCUGAUAAUGAAGCAGUGGUCCCAACAGCUGAUAACAGUGACCUCUGUCCUAUCUGUUUAUGCUGCUUGGUAGAACAAGAAUUGGCUGUUCCGGAGAGCUGCUCUCACAUAUUCUGCUUGAGAUGUAUUCUAAAAUGGGCUGAGAAACUCAGUUCUUGCCCUAUAGAUCGUAAACCUUUCACUGCGGUAUACAAGCAAGAUAAUGCAUUGAAUAAUACCAAGAUCUCAGUAAAGCAGAGAUUCAGUCAAAAUUCAGAAGAUUGGAAGGAUGACAAUGCAGAAGGCCAUUAUUCUAGACCUGUGAGAAGAGAAGCUUCCUCGAAUAACAGUUUCUGCAUCUGCUUAAAGGGAAAAUGCAAACGGUUCUGUGCCGGUCGUCGAGAAGCUAUGCGUUCAGAAUUUUGUGGUCUACUAAGUCCGACACUCAAGACCUGUGACAAAAAGAGCAGGCCUUCCAAUAAAAGUAAAAAUAAGGUGAGCAGAAAAUCCUGUUCCCAGCCAUGUACGAGAACAGAUCACAGCAGUUUCACUCCUGCAUGUGGGAAACCAGAGAUGUCUUCUCCGAUUGAACAUUGCACAGAGUUCAUUGAUGGGUAUGGAACUACACCACUGAUCAGACAGAAGAGAAGAGGACCUGAGUCACUGAGGUUGCCAUGGCAGGCUGUUUCUAUUGCGCUUACAGCAGGAACAUGGAGAUCUGGAUUUGAUUUGAUUUCUGUUGAAUAUGAUGAACAAACAAAUGUUCUUCCUUUGAUGGAUCCGAUAUCUGGACCAAUGUUUCCAUUGAACCCACUUGCACUGGGACAUUCUGAUUUCUCUGGCAAGCAGUGUGCAGUUGGAGGUGCCAGGGAAGGUGGGGAGAAAAAACGUACGUCUGGAUCAUCAGGUAGUGGCAAUUCAGGAAAAUCUGAAACCACACAAGGCCGAAGAAGGUCAGCGCGUAUCAGCAAAACCGAAAAGUUAGACAAUUCUGCCAACUCGCCUCAAACAUCUCAGUCAAGUUCAAGUACCUCUGUGGAUAAAACAUCUCCAGAGAAUGCAAGAACUCCUCCAGCUAAAGCGUCAGCAAGGCAAAAGGCAAAGAGGAAAUUGGAGAAUGAGCAAAGAAAAAGACCGUCGGCGAAAAAGAAAACUAGGCUUACUCGUAGCUCCUAUAAGAAAUCCAGUUCUAGUAGUUCAGAGCCACCUGACAGUCCUUCAGUCAGUGAAAAUGAAUCUCAACCACAGUCUUCUGUUUCAGAUAAGGAGCAAUUGACCAACCUGGAUAAUAGUGAUGUGAGUCAUUCAUCAGCUAAUCAUUGUAGUGAACAAAUUAAUGUGACAGAGAAAGAUGAUGGUAGGGAAGAAAAUGUUGAACAGCAGAAUGAUGAAAUGUCAAACAGAACCUCUUGUCCCCUCAGUGAAGAAGACAUAGUACCAAGUAUUGACAAGGUCAAUAAUGAUGAUGUCUCAGGAAACUCCAAUCUGGAGACUAAUCUUCCAAUAACUACCAACAAUAGCAAAAGCUCUGUGGAGCCAAACUCAGGAAACUCAGCUGAACAGAAUGAUGAGAAUGAAGAAGAUAUUGGAACAGAACCAGAUAAUUUGAAAGAGUUAAAUUCUCCUAGUGGAGAUGUAGCUUGUUCUGAUGUGAUUAAUCAUGAUAAAAUCACUGACGAUAUUCAGGUAGAACAUUCUGAAAUGCCAUCAGAUGAAGUUAGUGCUAAGGUGGAAAUUAAAAUCCCCAUAGAAGAUGAUAAAUCUGAGAGAAAUAAAGUAAUGGAAAUUGUGGAAACUAAGAAUUAUUCGGAAGAGUCCAAGCAAGCAGUUGAUUGCGAAGAUGAUAUUUAUAAGCAGUCACCGGUCGCAAGUCCAAGAAAAUGCAUGGAAUAUGAUCACCUCAAGAGUGAAAUGUCUGUAGAGAGGACAGAUCCUGAUCAACUUAAGGAGGAAGAAUCUGUGGUUAUUGAGGAUAGUCUGGAUGAACCAGAGCUAGUAUCUGAUUGUAAGGACGAUAAUGGCAGACAGUCACCCAGUGAAACUCUUGAAACACUCGUAGAGGAUAACCUCUUGAAGAGUCAGCUUCCUUCAGAGAAUCUUAAAUCUAAAACUGACUCUGUGGAAGCUCUAAGUACACCUGAGCAAGCAUCUAAUUGUCAAAGUGAUAUUGCUCAGCAGUCAUCUGAUGAAAGUCCUGGAAAAUGUGUAGAGGAUAAAAGCCUUCAAAGUGAAAUAACCUCAGUUGCGUCUGACCAAAUGCAAAUAUUUUCAGAGGUAAAUGAAGGCAUUAUAAGUAAAAGGGAGACAUCUGACUUACCUACAGAUAGAAUCCCAAGCAGUGGAGAUGAGGUCUUUAAUGUGGACAACAAUGAAGUGGUGGCUAUGGAAUGCGAUUCACCUGUUAAUGAUGAGAUGGCUGAAAUCAACAUUGAAAAGCAAAAUAGUUCAAAAAAUAAUGAAGAACUAAAACCUGCUUCGUGUUUCAGUUCCAAUCAUGAGGAACUGCAGGCUAAUUCUGCUGCUGAAAAUAUUGACAAAAAACAGGAUGAGGGGCUUCUUGCGAGUGAAGCUGGACCAGCAAGUGAGCUUGCGAGUGAGCCUUGCCCAGCGAGUGAGCCUUGCCCAGCGAGUGAGCUUUGCCCAGUGACUGAGGCUGGCCCUGCGACUGAAGCUGGCCCUGUGAGUGAGCCUGGCCUUAAGGAGAAAGAGAAAAAUACGCCACGUCGCAAAUCUCGAUUCCAUUCAUCAUCUACAACUUGGUCUCCACAAAUGCAAAAGAAACCCGAACAAGAACGUAGGAGAUCUAGGACCAGGUCGCCAUCCCGGGAAAGAAGUGAUCACCACAGUUCUUCAGACAGAUUUGAACGUGAAAGAAAUCGUUCAAAAGGAGAAGAAAGUGACCGAAGCAACCAUGAUUCACCAUCCUCUAGAAGACUAUCUAGAUCUCCUAACCGAGAUAAGGAAGGACAGGCAAGUGAAACUGAGAAAAAGGAAGGAGACCGAGAGAAAAAAAGUAGAUGGCGCUCCAGGUCUAGAACUAGAUCCAGAACUAAAUCCAGGUCCCGGUCUAGAUCUAGAUCCAGAAAAAGAGAUCAUUUUGGAGACAAGGAGGACAAGACUAGCUUUUCUCCAGGGAGACGAGAUCGAAAGAUGGAUGAUAGCUGGAGAAAUACCAGGGGAAAGGAUAGAUACAGAAUGAGUGAUAGAGAAAGGCCAAGAGGAGGCUAUGAUAGAUUUGGUCGAGGAAGUAGGGAUAGAGAAUUCCAGCAAUCAACCAGACAUCUAGAUGAUCAAUUGGAGACGAAUGAAUACUCAGAUGACAGGAAUCCAGAUUGGAUGACAGAACAAUUGCAUGUUAUGCCUGAUGCUGGUAUGAGAGAGAAUGAAUACAGAAACGACUCCAAAAGGGAAGAAAGUCGGUAUGAAAGGGAUGAUCCCUGGACUAAUAGGAACUUUGACCUUGGUUGGAAGCGUGGCCGUGGCCGUUUUCGGGGCGGUUCAUUUCAAGAAGACCAAAAUGAAAAUCCAUGGCAAAAUAGAAGAUCAAAUUUCUCAGGUGAGCCAAAUAAUUCAGGGGCAUACCCAGGUCCUGGACCUCGCAGAUAUAAUGACCGUCAACAGAACAGGUGGCGAGAUGAUCCAAACCCCACUACUGAUGUUCCCCAAGACCGUUCAGGGUGGUCGUCCUUCUCCAGUUGGAAUGCAAGAAAAUCUCUACCAGCUGAUGUACAAAAUUACUAUGCCAAAAGGGGAAGACAGUCUUCAGGUCCACAGUCAAACUGGCGAGGACAAGAAGAAGAACAGUUCCCGACCUCAGCAGAGCAAGUAGAUCCAUCGCUUGGUGUACCAGUCUUCAGCGACCAAUCAAAUCAACAGAUGAACGGUUCUCAGCAAGCAGUUAAUAUAAUGCACCAACCUAUGAAUGUUGUACCACAGCCAAUGAAUGCACCUCCCCAGCCAAUGAAUGUCUUUCCAUAUCCAAUGAAUGUCCACCCUCCUUUAAUGCAUUUCCAUCAUCCGUACAACAUACACCCUCCUCCAUUGAAUGUACAUUCAGGAAUUCCUGCAGUACACCCAACUGGUGCUGGAAAUCUGCCUAACAGUCCACCUCCACCACCACCUCCGCCUCCACCUUGUCAGUCAGUAAACUAUGCGAUUCAGCAGCAUGAUAUGGCCCAACCUCAGAUCAUACCUCACCAAACUACAGUUACUGAGGUGGAUUUGAAGAGUAGUUCUGUUCCUGCUCCUGCGCCCACCCCAACUGUUGGGUCAAGCAAGGCAGCACAGUGUCCAGUUCCAGUGGAUAUCGUCUCUUCAGCCUUCCAGUCAGUACAACAGGUCUUUGCAUCUCUUUCAACUUCAAAACCUGUACCAGAAAAAGAAAUCAUUAAGGAAGAAUUUGAAGCAGACAAACCCAAGAAAGAAAAGAAAUUUCAUAUUCAAGAAAGAGCUGUAGAGGAAGUGAAAUUAGCCAUCAAGCCUUACUACCAAAAGAAGGACAUUACCAAGGAUGAAUAUAAAGAAAUUGUUCGCAAAGCAGUGGAUAAGGUCUGCCAUAGUAAAAGUGGUGAAGUCAUCCCCGGGAAAGUAGCCAACCUGGUAAAAGCAUAUGUAGAGAAAUACAAACAUGCAAGGAAAGGGAACCCAAAGCAAAACCCUGAAGACUUCAGCAGCUCUGGGAACAAAUCAUUUUAAACAAAGAAAAACCUGUUUUGUCACCAGUGUAGGCGGUGUAGGAACUUUGACCAUCUGUGUAUCUUUUCCUACAAGGGUUUCGUGGUUUUCUAAACUUGAGGCAUUUGCGACACUACAAGAACAUGAAGUGAAAGCAUGCUGAUAAUUAGUGAUUUUUGAGCUGUAAGGAUUCUCUCAAAGUAUAACCCGUGCAGCAGGUGCUGCAGGAGUGCAUCCUGUGGGCUGUUACUAGAACAGCUGUAUAAAUGUGAUAUUUGUUAGAUUUCCUAAUGUAUCAAAUUAUCUCUUACUGAUUUUUUUUUGUUAAUUCUAGUUAAGUGUUUUUGUAAACCGUUUGUAUGCUGUACAAAUGCUUCCAGGUUUAACUGGAAGGAUCUGGAUCAUGUAGUUGCACUAAAAACUGGAGUCUGAAGCUGAUCAGCAGUUUUAGUGCGUAUAGGGUCUAAACAAAGACAAUUUGCUUCAUACUGCUAGGACUGUUGCUAAGUGGAAAAUGUUUGAUAAAAAAUUUAAUUCUAUAGUUUCAUUUUUGAGAAAAGCAGAAAAGAAUGAUAAAACUGUGAUGGGAGUAUUCUGUAAUACUUAUCCUACACACCAAAAUAAAUUUUCUGCUGCUUGUCAAA